AUGUCCUCCAUAAUCGAUGAACUAAAAAGGAUUUGCCUCCAUCAAACUAGCGAUUACUUCACCUGGACGGUCAAUCACUGCGACGAAGUAUAUCCAGGAAUCCUCGUUGGCAACUGUUAUUCCGCUGAAAACAUAGAAAAACUGAAAAAGUUAAACGUCGGCUAUGUCCUAAACGCCGCCUAUGGAUCAGAUGUCCACCUGGGUACAGCAGAAGUUUUACCUGCCGAAACCUAUGCUAGAGCUGGAAUUGCUUUUCUUGGUAUACCGGCCAUAGAUAUGGUGUCCUAUCCUAUCCAGAACCAUUUUAGACAGGCUUCGGAUUUCAUAGGUGCAGCCCUGCAAUCUGGUAAAAAGGUUUUGGUGCACUGUAUGCAAGGAAUUAGUCGAUCAGCAGCAUUAGUUAUCGCUUAUUUGAUUGAGGAAAAAGGCAUGGACGUACUGGAAGCUACCAGAACAGUGCGAAGGUGUCGACAGAUACGUCCCAAUGAUGGAUUUCUUCGACAACUUUGUAUUUUAGAUGAAGCAUGCAAUAAAGCUACUUCGUGCUGA
Messenger RNA from Uloborus diversus, 549 nucleotides. RefSeq names its product dual specificity protein phosphatase 3-like. Gene Ontology annotation, molecular function: MAP kinase phosphatase activity; protein tyrosine/serine/threonine phosphatase activity. Bases 1 to 549 code for a protein of 182 amino acids. The record is from RefSeq and is a predicted model, not a curated record. The transcript has a single exon. NCBI's taxonomy places the organism in Eukaryota, Metazoa, Arthropoda, Arachnida, Araneae, Uloboridae. Gene Ontology annotation, biological process: protein dephosphorylation; negative regulation of MAPK cascade. Gene Ontology annotation, cellular component: cytoplasm.